AUGGAAGAAAGCGGACAUAAACGCCCAGUACUGGUUGACGAUGGUUCGUUGAUUCUUUACUAUAAUCAAUAUAGUUAUUACUGCCAAAAGGUGGUGUGGGCACUGCUUGAAAAGGAUAUCAAAUUCAACAAGUACGAGGUGGAUGUCGUAAAUGAUGAACAAUUCUCUGAGUGGUUUCUGGAGCUGAAUCCUCGUGGAGAGCUGCCCGUACUGCAGAACGGGUUGCUGGUUGUUGCUGGAUCAACUAGAAUUUUAGAUUAUUUAGAGGAAAACUUCCCUGAAGCAAAAUCGUUAGCUUUACCUCGAGAUGUGGAGAAAAAGAUACAGCUUUUUAAAAGCACAAUAGAUAACUUACCGAUUGGAGUUAUCACAAUUGGUUCUUUUCUACACCCAAAAACAGUCGUUUCACCAAAAUCGCCCUUCGUACAACCAGUUCGUUAUACGAUUCUGGAACGUGAUGAAACUAUUAGCAAUCGAUUGCUAGCCUAUGCUGAAAAGUUUCCUGCAUUCAGUGACGUUUUGGAAAGAAAAGCUGAAUUCCACGAUAGAAAACGAGAGGUGCUAGCGACUGAACAGUAUUAUUGUACAUUGCUGGAAAGAUUAGACGACUUCAUGGGAGAGUUGGAGUUACAUCUCGCAAAAGUAAACGUCGAACAUAGCUGGAUUGUGGGCCGAGAUAUUACCCUAGUUGAUAUCGGUUUAGGCUGCCUAUUGUAUCGAUUAUACGUAUUAGGAUUGGAAGACCGAUUUUGGGCAAAUGGAAAGAUGUCUGAAUUGGCUAAAUAUUUUGAAAAAAUAAUGGCAACCAAUAGUUUUCAGAAUACACUGCCUACAAAGACCUCACUUUUGAAAACGAUUUGGCUUAAUACACCAUCAACGUAUAAAGCUGGAAUUGCUGCGUUCUCAUUCUCAUCGAUGAUAAUAGGUUCUACGUUACUGAAGAGAUAAAAAUAGAUGAUACAACCAGGCACCAUUUGGGGUGACACAAAUAUGAUGAAGUUUGAUAAGCCUUAAAUUGUU
Messenger RNA from Sabethes cyaneus, 1020 nucleotides. It is a transcript of the gene Gdap1, whose product is annotated as ganglioside-induced differentiation-associated protein 1. Lineage: Eukaryota; Metazoa; Arthropoda; Insecta; Diptera; Culicidae. Gene Ontology annotation, cellular component: mitochondrial outer membrane. The transcript has 3 exons. Gene Ontology annotation, biological process: mitochondrial fusion; mitochondrial fission. Bases 1 to 948 code for a protein of 315 amino acids. The record is from RefSeq and is a predicted model, not a curated record.